AAUACCAUUCACUCAGACUUUCACUCAUCUUGCUGUGCUGUGCUGUGAGUAUAACAUAUUGUUUGUUUGCAGCAAAGGUAAGCUUUUUUUGUUGCUUUCUGACAGGUUACAGAAAAGUUUGAACUAGUAUUGACCUGGUCAUUGUUCCAUGAAGUUUGCCUUUCCCUUGCAUGUAAAUGGCCUCUGAGCAUGUGAUGACUGGAAAAUCUCACUGAAGAAUGGAUCUACUGUAAAUGCAACAAAUUAUUUACUGAAACAUUAAGGCAGAGAGUAUAUACAGAUGUGUUUGCUGUGGGAUUCAGAUGCUGUUUAAUCUCUGGCUCUGUGUUAAAGGACUUGGAAGGAGUGAAAUCCCUGCCAGUAGGAGUGCUAUAAUUCAGCUGAUUAACAUAACAUAACCUUGAUACUAAUAUAAUUUCUAAAAUGAUUUCUAUUUUGAGCUCUUCUGAAAACUCGAGGUUAAUUUAGAAACCUUUAAAAAGCAUCUGAAUAAAACAGAAUGAGAGUUUGCAGUCAUGAGAUUUCAUUUCUGUUUUUUAAUUGUUUAUAAUGUACUUUCAGUUUCAAAUGAUCACUUUGUUUAGGUGACAAUCAAACUCUGCAUCCAACAAAGCAAUGGUGUUCUUCUGUAAGAUCAUAAGUCCAACAUAAAAUAAACAAAGAGGCCAAUGUAACUAAAAGCUGUCAUGGAAGAACUGCGACAAAUUGAUCUGACAUACAUCACAGAGUGCAUCAUCAGCAUCAUCUGCCCUUCUACAUGUCCAGAGGAUCUGUACUUGCAGAAUCUGAAGAAGAUUAUCCCUAUGCUAGAGUCUAAGCAUGGGCACAACUAUAUGCUCAUUAACCUUUCCCAGAAGCAUGACGUUCUUACAAAAAUGACCCACAAGAUUUUCAACACAGGUUGGCUGGAUCUCUUAGCUCCCAGCCUGGAUCAAAUCUUUAAUGUGUGCACAGCAAUGGAGAACUGGCUCCAAGGUUAUCCAAAACGCGUCCUGGUGUUACACUGCAGGGGAGAUAUGGGAAGGCUUGGAGUUCUCUUGGCAUCGUACAUCCACUUCAGCAAUAUGUCUGCCAGUGCAGACCUCUCUCUGGACCACUUUGCCAUGAGGAAAUUCUACAACGACAAGCUAUCGGCUCUGAUGAUCCCCUCACAGAAACGGUAUGUUUGGAUGGUGGGCAGCAUGUUAAAAGGAGGAUUGAGGAUGAACCCAUCUCCGUCUUUUCUGCUCUGUGUAGUUCUUUAUGGUCUUCCCACAACAAGACCAAAUGAAGGAUGCUGCCUUUUCCUUAGGGUCUACCAAAGUCUGCAAGCAGUUUGCACAUCACCAGUCUAUCACGUUAAUGCUGCUCAGACGGAUCGGCUGUACAUCGUGCUUCAGCCAGCUCAGCUCCUCAAAGGGGACAUCAUGGUGGUGUGUUAUGAAAAAAACCUUCAAUCAGUGAGUCGCCAAGUUGUUUUCCGCCUCCAGUUUCACAUGGGCCUGGUGUUCGGACACUCCCUCUCUUUCUGCAAGGCGGACCUUGACUGUGCUGCUGCCGAAGAUUCCCGUUUCCCAGAUGAUGGAAAAGUGGAGCUGCUGUUCUCAGAGAGCCCUGAAAAGAUCGCAGGUAGAGAGCAGUGGUUGAAUGGGCGCUGUGUGACGGUGGACUAUGACACGAUGGACCCAUUAGUCAGACGAGAUUCUUUCCAGGACUGGGCUCGUUAUGAAAGAAGCCCUCCUCAUGUGUCUGAAUCUGGAAACAGAGAUUUGUACUCCAAAUUGAGGAAGAAGAGCACUGAGGAAGGAGCUCUGUACCCUCUGCCAUCUAUCAGCCCGAGCUGCAGCGACAGAGCGCCGUCAGCCAGCAGUGACUCGGGCCUCUCCGUUGCCUCACAGGGGCAGACCGGAGUCGGACCCAGAAGAGGAGCCACGCAGGACGUUUGUAGCCAGGCUGAGAAGUUGAUUUUUGGCGCUGAGUCAGAACCAAUCCAGGCUCUUCUGGAGGUCAUGACUGAACUGAGUUCUUCUGGUGCUGGAGAUGGAAAGGUGACUGGAAAUGAGUCCGGACUGGGAGCCACCGUCAAUGGCGACGUUUCAUCAAGUGAAAGGGAGACGGAUAUUCUUGAUGAUGAGGACGAAGGUUCUCCUUCACAGGCUCCAGACCCGAGCAGUGUUUUCUCACUUCCUUCUGAAAAUGUACCUGCAACUCAGAGACAAGCCCAAACAGAGUACUCCACUCACUCCUGGGUUCGACAGCAGCAGAUGGUGGAUCCCAUCCCUGAACAGGGAACCAGCAUGUCGAAUAAAGAGAGACCAGCACCUCUGGAGCUUCCUGAAACACCAACACGAGGAUUAAGCAGCAGGGAAGCAGUGAAGAGAGGCCUCUUAGACCAGGACAACAGACAGCCUGAAAAUACUACUUCAUCCUGUCAGGAAGAUGAGCUGGCCUCCUUAUCUACAGACAUCGACGAGUCCAUUGAGCAGCUGAACAAGCUGAUUCUGGACUUAGACCCCACUUUUGUUCCGGUUCCCACUCGAUGUUCUCCUCUGUCCCGCUCUGCCUCUCUGCACACCAACGGCCUAAGUCACAAAGGACAAACCCAUCAGUCAGGGUGGAAACAGCAGAAACAUGUCAGCGAUGUGGUGGACUAUGGUGGCCCUCAGAGUCCAGGAUGGAAAAGAGGUGGAGCUCAGAGCUUUAAAGGCUCCCCAGCCAACAGCCCCUCCUUCUCAACCUCCCAGCAUGGUCAUCUCUACAAAACUAACAGUGUGGAUUACCGCGGACAAAUGGACAACUCUGACUUCAUCCCAACGACUCCAGCAUUCCCAGUGUCUCCUCCAACGCCCUAUGUGAAACAUUUCUCUGAGUUUUCCCAAUUCAGUGCUGGCAGACAGUGGGACCAACACAGCUGGACACAAGAACCCAGAGGUUUCCUAGAUGGCAUAAACCACUCUGGUGGUUCUACAGACGGAGAUCUGUUCCGGUCGGACGUGCCUGUCACACAGAGGAUCUUUGGCUCCAUGAGCUCAGUGUCAACUAGCAGCCCCCUCCAAUACACAGACAGCUCCACUCCGCCUCCUGUGUGGCACAACCGGACACCAAACUCUUUGAACUCGCCGUAUCCUCCACAAUCUACACCCCCGCUACUUCUCAGCUCUCCUAAUGCUCACAGUUCCCCGCGGGGCGCUCAGAGGGGCCGGGGAGGGAGCUCAGGGGACCGCAGUGGAACCAACAGCACAGACUUGUCCUCGUUGUUGUUAUUGGGAAACGGUGGCCUGGAGCACAGCCUGCUGGAAGCCGUGGAGGGACUCGGGAAUCUGAAUCUUGGGGGAGAUGCAGGGAUUGCUCCCCUACUGCCGGAGAAGAGAAGAACAGGUGAGGUGGGAGAGCUGGGCUCACGAUCCCCCUCUCUGAGCGGGUUCUCCAGCCCGCGCAGCGGCAGCAGCCUCAGUAUCCCUCUGUCGUCGUCCCUGACCUCAGAUCCGUUCAGAGGACUUAGUGGGGCCUCGUCACCCGGAGCAGACUCUGGCAGUAAGCAGGACACUGUGAAGUUUGUUCAGGACACGUCCAAGUUCUGGUACAAGCCCGACAUUUCCAGAGACCAAGCCAUCGCAGUGCUGAAGGACAAAGAGCCCGGUUCGUUCAUCGUCAGAGACAGCCAUUCAUUUCGCGGGGCGUAUGGACUGGCCAUGAAGGUGGCCACGCCUCCUCCCUCAGUGGUACACCACAGUAAAAAAGUGGGAGAUCUGUCCAGCGAGCUAGUGAGGCACUUCCUGAUUGAGUGUACACCUAAAGGAGUUCGUCUUAAAGGCUGCCCCAAUGAGCCGUACUUUGGAAGCCUCACAGCUCUGGUGUGUCAGCACUCCAUCACCCCUCUGGCUCUGCCCUGUAAACUCAUCCUGCCUGAUAGAGAUCCUUUAGAGGAGCUGAAUGACGCAUCGACACAGACAACAACAAACUCAGCAGCUGAACUUCUCAAACAGGGUGCAGCGUGUAACGUGUGGUUCCUGGGUUCUGUGGAGCUGGAGUCUCUGACGGGUCAGCAAGCGGUCCAGAAGGCAACCACACUGACACUCUCCAUGGACCCUCCACCUCCCUCCACCGUGGUCCACUUCAAAGUGUCGGCUCAGGGAAUAACGCUCACAGACAACCACAGGAAGCUGUUCUUCAGGAGACACUACACUGUGAACACAGUUAUAUUCUGUUCUCUGGACCCACAGGGAAGGAAGUGGACAAGAGACAGCGUCUCCACAGCCAAGAUUUUUGGAUUUGUUGCCAGAAAAUCUCAAAGUGAAACUGAAAAUGUAUGCCAUCUGUUUGCUGAGCAUGACCCUGAGCAGCCGGCAAGUGCCAUCGUCAACUUUGUCUCAAAAGUCAUGAUUGGAUCUCACAAAAAGUGAUGGGACAAGGAGAUGAUCUGCUGCAUAAAGAGAACCUGAGGCAAGGAUCAAAUCCCUGUUGUUGAGUCAUUUCACAAUUAUGGCUAAGUUGAAAAGCCAAAAAAACUUUAAUCCCUGACACUCCACGCUGGAUUCUGUUGGUUCUUUCUGCAAAAUGAUUUGUGCCUGCACUGCAUGAUGCUUCCAGAGGAGGGAGCCAAGACUCUGAUAUCGUUGUUCUUACAUUGUUGGACAGACUCUUUGCAAAGUAAAGUGUUGACGUGCCUUCCAGCUUUGAAAAAACACUGAAUACGAAAGUAUAGGCAAGAUUUUCCAGAUUUUUAAACUAUUUUAUAAUUUAAAGGAAUAAAAAUAUAUUUCUUAAAACUAACUUACUAAAAUUAUAUUAGUUUUUACAUUAAUGGCAUAAUAAAAGUGGGUGUAGUCAUCAAGUUGUCACUAUUUGCCUCAUCAUACUUAUCAGAUCCUUAGUUUGACAUUUUCUGCCGUAUUGUAUAUUUGUUCUACAAUUUCAUGUAUAAUCUUUUGUUUCCUCAAAAGAUUUGCCAUUCCUAGCUACACAUAUUUUAGUUAAUUUUUAUUGUGUUCAAAGCAUAUUUUUCCAGGCGUAUGAAACUGCCACUCAGGGAAAACAAAAAAGAAAAAACAGAUCUGAGCUAGCUUUUAUUUUAAUUAUACCUGAAAUUAAUUUUCAUGUUUUAACAAUAAUAAUAAUCCACCUAUUUCUACAUAUACCGUAUAUAUAUAUACAUAUAGUUCUAGCAAUAUAAUUUUCAUAUUUGUACAGUAUAAUUUAUUCUGUUAAUCCAUGUAAAAUUAGCUACAAAGUGGUAUAUGUAUAUAUACUGUUACAACAUUAUGGUAAAAAUGUGAAAAUAAGUGCUCCAUGUUUCUUUUACCUGAGUGGCAGCUCCACACUUCUGUCCAAAUUAUCAGUGAAUAUUUAGACAACAAUGACAUAAAUAUCUAAGAUGAAAGAUUUUAAUCUGAAUUUGAAUUGUCAAGUUUCUUUGAUGAGCUUUUGUAAAAUUAAAAACAAAGGUCUCUUAACCAAACUGUAUUUUUAUAACACUGACAUUAAUUCUAUACAGUAGUGAAAAACAUUAAAACAUAAUUUGUACCUCAGUUUGAGAGUUUUUGGCAGAUAAACAGAUCUGCAGCUCUAACCACAGCUUUCUGGUAACCACAGGACAAUUAAUUUCAAUCAAAAUGAAUAACGACCAACAUCAGAAAAGCAACGGUGUGGUUGUACUUAAGAUGUAUUCUGUAUUACAAUAGUCAUCCUUCAUUAAAGAUGUUUAAAAAUCUUUUUGCCAUGCUAUUUUGUGUAUUAACACAUACUGUACAUUAGGAUUUCAUAUAACGGUCACUUUUUUAUUGUUCUACUAUAUGUUUGUACUAUAUGUUCCUAAUAUCUAAAUACAAGUUUGUUUUAUUCCCUU
Molecule: messenger RNA, 5824 nt
Organism: Xiphophorus maculatus (southern platyfish)
Lineage: Eukaryota; Metazoa; Chordata; Actinopteri; Cyprinodontiformes; Poeciliidae
Product: tensin-3-like
Exons: 27
Coding region: 687-4382 (1231 amino acids)
Molecular function (GO): protein binding
Source: RefSeq, a predicted model, not a curated record